Rodentolepis nana is the source of this 666-nucleotide messenger RNA. NCBI's taxonomy places the organism in Eukaryota, Metazoa, Platyhelminthes, Cestoda, Cyclophyllidea, Hymenolepididae. The record is from the annotation of a GenBank genome assembly.
AUGGGGUCAAUUCAAGAUAGUUCUCUCUCGAACAACUACCAAAGCGUUACCGUGCAAAUUAAUUUAAAUGAGCAAAUAUUUUUCAAUGCAAGUCACUGUAAUUCGUCCGCUUAUUUAAGAAGACUAAAUGUCGCUUUAAAACUUACUUUUAAUAUUUCCAUUUUUCGGCGUUUAGUUCCUGCCCCUCGAGGUAUUGCUAUGGAGAAACAGCUCACUCACAGUAUAAUAGUGAGUUGGAAACCUCCGGAGUUCUGUGAGGUAACCGCCUAUCAUGUCUACGCGGAUGGACAGUUUCGAACCUCGGUAGGCGGACAUGAGAAAUGCCGAGCUCUUGUUGACAAUGUUGAUGCUUCCAAGCAACAUCGAAUAUCAAUCCGGACAGUGACAGGAUGGGGUCAAUCCAAAGAUGCAGAGUGUACACUUCUGGUUGGUAAGGGAGCUAGUGCUGCGCCAACUCGACUGAAGGCCUCCCAUAUCACUACAAACUCCGCAAAACUCUCUUGGUUGCCUGGAAGUAGCAACUUCUAUCAUGCCGUCUUUCUCAAUGAUCAUGAACUGCGAAUCUGUCCUCCUGGCGUCUACAAGCUCUUUCUCACUGGUAAGUAUACUUUAAUAGCAGCUAGGCUUGGAGCUAUGCCAUGGAAAACUAAUGAUCUUAUGGGUUAG